AUGGUCCUUACUGUGUAUUUGGUCAUCUACCAUUCCCAAGCGCGAAGACGUACCCCCGCUCACUGGUCUAUUAUGGUCACGGAAGGUGAACGCGAACAAGAGGGAUUCAUAUACCAUGUCGUGGGCUCCAAAUUCACUGGCUACCAGAUCCAGAUCAAGGAACACUACAACCUCGCUGCAACCAAUAGACGCCAUACAGUUGUUCUUCUGGGCUGUAUGGAUGAGGCAUGGCUAGACUCCCUUGAAGCUGCUGCCCACUCAAUUGCCCUGCCCAAGAAGAGUCCAAAUUUACUGGACCCAUUUGCUGGCGAGGGCUGUCAAACCUGGGCUGGGAACUUUGUCCAACAUUUGGUCGAUUUGGGCGCAAUCGAUCAGUCAGCUAUUGGCCUUCUUGGAACGUCCCCGACCGAGUAG
Cordyceps militaris CM01 is the source of this 414-nucleotide messenger RNA. RefSeq lists its product as uncharacterized. The record is from RefSeq and is a predicted model, not a curated record. The transcript is spliced from 2 exons. The coding region runs from base 1 to 414 and encodes 137 amino acids. Lineage: Eukaryota; Fungi; Ascomycota; Sordariomycetes; Hypocreales; Cordycipitaceae.